GAGAUCCCCGCAAGUUACGUGAACGCGCCGUCAGUGACGUCAUCGCCUGACCCACUUGGAGGCUCGGCAGCCAACGGACGCGCAGAGGCGGGAACGUCAACACCGAGUGGACGUCGUGAGAGAAUACAAGAGUGAAAUAAGGUGACGUCGUGAGAGAAAAUACGAGUGAAAUAAGGUGGUCCAGCGAGCGUGUGAACCAUGUCCCAGGACAAGAGUGGCUACCCUGCCAUGGGGGAGACCCAUCCCAUCCACAGCAACGUGUACGGACCCCCGCAGCCGGGCUUCGGCAUGCCCCCGCCCAACUACAGCCAGGGCCCCGGAGGACCGUACCCGCCGGCAGCCGGCUACGGGCAGCCGGGGUUCCCCCAGGCGGGCUUUGGCCCCCCCGGCCCCUAUCCUCAGAUGCCUUACCCCCAGAUGCCCUACCCGCAGGGGCCCUACCCGCAGGGGCCCUACCAAGGACCCGGGCAGCCAGGCUUUCCCGGAGACCCCUCUGCACCUGGUGGCAGCCCCGGUUACCACGGCGACGUGCCUCCAACCUACUACGACAACGAGGACUUCACCAACUCCGGCUUCGAGGACAAGAGCAUCCGACAGGCCUUCAUCCGCAAAGUGUUCCUGGUUCUGACUGUGCAGCUGAUGGUCACCUUCUCCUUCGUGGCCAUCUUCACCUUCGUGGACGAGGCCAAGGUCUUUGUGCGCAGGAACCCCUGGACCUACUACAUCUCCUACGUUGUCUUCCUGGUGGCGCUCAUCGUGCUCAGCUGCUGCGGGGACUUCCGCCGCAAGCACCCCUGGAACCUGGUGGCACUGUCCAUCCUGACCCUGAGCCUGUCCUACAUGGUGGGCAUGAUCGCCAGCUUCUACGACACGGACACCGUCAUCAUGGCCGUGGGCAUCACCGCCGUGGUCUGCUUCACCGUGGUCCUCUUCUCGCUCCAGAGCAAAUAUGACUUCACUUCCUGUCAAGGCGUGCUGUUCGUGUGCCUGAUCGUGCUCCUGCUCUUCGGCAUCCUGUGCAUGUUCAUCCGCCACAGGAUCCUGCACAUCGUCUACGCCUCCCUGGGAGCGCUCCUGUUCACCUGCUUCCUGGCCGUGGACACGCAGCUGCUGCUGGGCAACAAGAAGUUGUCCCUCAGCCCCGAGGAGUACGUCUUUGCUGCCCUCAACCUCUACACGGACAUCAUCAACAUCUUCCUCUACAUCCUGGCCAUCGUGGGCCGCUCCCGCGACUGAUGCUGCUGCUGCUGCACGCCAUCAUGUGACCUUUCAUCUUCCCUCUCACUUUAAAACCUCUACUAACACGGAACAGUUUGGCGUGAAGCGUAACUUUGUUUUGGCAGGCGAGGUAGACGCUUAUACUGACAACUUGGCUUGCACAUACAAGCUCCAAGUAUU
This is a messenger RNA of Nerophis lumbriciformis (worm pipefish), 1398 nucleotides long. It is a transcript of the gene grinaa, whose product is annotated as glutamate receptor, ionotropic, N-methyl D-aspartate-associated protein 1a (glutamate binding). The record is from RefSeq and is a predicted model, not a curated record. Gene Ontology annotation, cellular component: Golgi apparatus; membrane; endoplasmic reticulum. Gene Ontology annotation, biological process: negative regulation of apoptotic signaling pathway. Lineage: Eukaryota; Metazoa; Chordata; Actinopteri; Syngnathiformes; Syngnathidae.